AUGUUCGUUCGUCCACUUUUCAUCAGCUGCCUGGCCCUGCUGGCUCUGGCCCAGGCCCGUCCCCAGUACGGUUAUGAGCAGCCCGGUUCCGGCCCCUCGGACAUCUUCAUUGGAGGCAGCGGCGGCGGUGGCAGCAUCGGCGGCAUUGGCGGCAUUGGCGGCGGCCUGGUGGCCAUCCAGCCGCAUCGCGGUGGCGACAAGUACCUGCCACCGGCCAGCACCACACAGGCGCCCAUCAUCAACAAGAAAUUCUAUCUGGUUUCGGCGCCCGAGGACCACAGCAACGAUGGCAAGGUGAAGCACCUGGUUCUGGGACGCCCUCAGAAGAACUAUCGCGUGGUGUUCAUCAAGGCCCCAGCCGGCGAUAAUGCGAAUGUCAAGUAUUCGGCCGAGUUUGCUCCGCAGGAGGAGAAGACCGUCAUCUAUGUGCUGUCCAAGAAGGACAAUGAUCUGGAUGCCACCGAUAUUGCCACACCGGCGCCCACACAGCCCAGCAAACCGGAGGUGUUCUUCAUCAAGUACAAGACCGACGACGAGGCGAAGCAGGCCCAGCACGAGAUCCAGGGACAGUACGACAAGCUGGGCGGCACCAACGAGUACCAGGAGGACAACAAUGCGCCCAUUACCUCGGUGAUCGGCAGCCUGGAUGGCCUCAAUCCCGAUGGCAGCUACAACUACCGCCAGAUCGGCAACCGGCCAUCGAGCGGACCCAACAGCAGCCUGUCGCCCAGUGCCCAGUAUCUGCCCAGUCUGCUCAAGCAUUAA
Molecule: messenger RNA, 765 nt
Organism: Drosophila persimilis
Lineage: Eukaryota; Metazoa; Arthropoda; Insecta; Diptera; Drosophilidae
Exons: 1
Coding region: 1-765 (254 amino acids)
Source: RefSeq, a predicted model, not a curated record